This is a messenger RNA of Drosophila ananassae, 2386 nucleotides long. RefSeq names its product protein asunder (gene asun). The transcript has 3 exons. Gene Ontology annotation, biological process: regulation of mitotic cell cycle; centrosome localization. Gene Ontology annotation, cellular component: integrator complex. Lineage: Eukaryota; Metazoa; Arthropoda; Insecta; Diptera; Drosophilidae. Bases 122 to 2170 code for a protein of 682 amino acids. The record is from RefSeq and is a predicted model, not a curated record.
UCCAUGUCUGGCAACCAGACUUCUUAAACUAUCUGGCAACCAGUAAUAGAAAUUGUAAAUAAAAGAAUAAAUUGUAAAUAAUUGUAAACAAACAUUUAGACUCCGGUGCUCCAGCAUCACCAUGUUUGAACAAAACCAGAAAACCAUCUUCGUGCUUGACCACACUCGCUACUUCAGCAUCGCCAGCGAGGAUUACAUCUCGAUGGAUUUCCUGAAAGGGAAGCCCUCUGUGGAUACCGGAACAGGCGCCGGCGUUGGUGGAGCUAGCGGCUUGGGAACGCAGUUCAGCAAGAGUCUGUGGACCUGCGCCUGCGAAUCAUCCAUCGAGUACUGCCGCGUGGUCUGGGAUCUUUUUCCCGGCAAGAAGCACGUCCGCUUUAUCGUCUCGGAUACGGCGGCCCACAUCGUGAACACCUGGAGCACCAGCACGCAAAACAUGUCCCACGUAAUGAACGCUAUGGUGAUGGUUGGCGUUCCUUCGCGCAGCAUGCCCCAAUCCUCUGACUACUCCGUCAUCCAUGGACUCAGAGCGGCAAUUGAGGCGCUGGCGGAGCCCACGGACGAGCAGUUGGCGACGAUUGCCAGUGGAGAACCAGUGCACAUUCCGAACGAAGGCCGUGUCAUCUGCAUCACCUCGGCGCGGGACAAUACGAGCAUGAAGAGCCUGGAAGACAUUUUCAACACAGUUCUGAUACAGCAGAACGCUCUGGCUGGUCCGCCGGCCAAGAAGGGUCUAGCCAUUGACCAUUGUCACCUUGUCAUCCUUAACAUUGUUCCACUAGGAGUAGAGUCGUUGGUGACAAAUCGUGGCCUUUUAAAUAUCUCUCCGCUGCUGGACGUUGAAAUCCACACAGUCAGUGCGCCAGACAUAUCCCACAAGCUGACGCACCUCAUCCUCGACCACUACAACCUGGCCAGCACCACGGUGACCAAUAUUCCCAUGAAGGAGGAACAGAACGCCAACUCCAGCGCCAACUACGACGUAGAGAUCCUACACAGCCGGAGCGCCCACUCAAUCGCCUGCGGCCCUGACUUCAGCCUUCCCACGAGCAUAAAGCCAGGCGCCACCUACGAAACAGUCACCCUUAAAUGGUGUACACCUCGUGGCUGUGGCUCUGCCGAUUUGCAGCCCUGUUUAGGGCAGUUUCUUGUAACACCUGUUGACGUGACUUCACGUCCCAGCUCUUGCUUGAUUAACUUUUUGCUCAAUGGCCGAUCCGUGCUUCUGGAGAUGCCGCGUAAGGCCGGUUCGAAGGCCACCAGCCACAUGCUGUCGGCUCGUGGUGGGGAGAUCUUCAUACACUCGCUGUGCAUCACACGGUCCUGCAUGGAUGAAGCGCCGGCGAUAGGAGACGGGCCAGGCGGGCGCGUCACCGACUACCGAACCACAGAACUCGGUCAGCUGAUGAAAAUGUCGCGAAUGGUGCCUCUGAAGGCUAAGGAUCCCACUGCCCCUGGACUGCCGCGGCGGAUGCCGCGUUACUUCCCCCUUACCAACGGCUCAUCUAUCUUGUUCCACCUUCAGCGGCAUAUCAGUUGGAUGCCGCAUUUCCUGCACCUGCUGGUCAAAGAGGAUAUGGACAAGCAGGAGGAAGUGCGGUGCCAACAGCACAUCCACGAACUCUAUAAGAGUGCCUCGCGAGGCGACAUGCUGCCCUUCACUCACACCAAUGGAGCUAGGUUGAAACUAUCCAAAGCGAAGGAUCAAUACCGCUUGCUCUACCGAGAGCUAGAGCAACUAAUCCACCUCAACGCCACCACCGUUCAUCAUAAGAAUCUUCUCGAGAGCCUGCAGAGCUUGCGAGCCGCUUACGGAGAAGCCAAGUCGGAGCCCAACUCCAGUUUGCUGCGUUCUUACACGGAAUCUCCACAUUCCCCUGAGCGCCUGGAGCCCAUUCCGAGUGGCGGCUCCUCGGGCAGCAAUUCGAACAGCUUACUAAAGGCCAGCAAACGCCGCAUGUCCAGCUGCGGCCAAAGAUCCCUGCUAGAUAUUAUAUCCUCGGCGGAACGAAGUCAGGCGAACAAGCGUUUGGACUUCUCAGGUCGGCUUUGUACUCCCCUGGGACAGGUGGCCAAGUUAUAUCCUGAUUUCGGGAACAAAGAAAAGGACUCUCUGUUGGCGGGCACUACCGCUGCACCAAAUGUCAAGGAGGAGUCUAUCCGCAGUUAGCUCUUGCUUUCCAGAAAGCCAUGAAUGAAACUCUGAUAGAAAACCUGCUCCAACACUUUCCUUGAACACGAAUUAGUAUAAAUCGACAAUUGCAUUUGUCUAUAUUAACGUAAUAUUUUAAACAAAGUUUCCAAAAAGUAUGUAUCGGUUCUAAGCAUGAUGUGUAUUUGAUUCCUUAUUGUUAAAAUUUAUAAAGCCAGUUAGUUUUUUUUCAAU